AUGUUCCCAGUAAAAUACUCAAAAACGUAUAUCCAUUCUAUUCCUAUUAUAUUUAAAAAGAUAACUUCAUUAUCUAUUAACCAAACAGAAUAUGCUAAAAUAUUAGCAAAUUCUUUAAUUCAAGGUGAUCGUUAUAGUUUAGCAAAGGCAAUCACACUUUUGGAAUCUACUAAAGCUGAACGUCGUGCUGAAGGUCAAUAUAUUCUUGAUACAAUAAUAAAGCAUUUAAUGCAACAGGAACUCACUACGGGAAAAUAUACAUUCAGAAUUGGUCUUUCUGGCCCACCAGGUGCUGGAAAAAGUUCAUUUAUUGAAGCACUAGGUAGUCGCCUUACAGGAAAAAGACCAUGGAAUCCUGUAACCGAUUCUUGCUAUACACCAUAUGGUAAGCAGCAACUGACACCGGCCGAAGAUUAUCUCAAUGAAGAAAUCAAAAGACCUCAUCGUGUAGCUGUCUUGGCAAUAGACCCUUCUUCAAAUACAACUGGUGGUAGUCUCCUGGCGGAUAAAACCCGAAUGCCUGAGUUGUCCUCUAAUAUGGAUGCCUACAUACGACCAUCUCCCAGUGGCGGUAAUUUAGGUGGUGUUGCUCGUGCAACCAGCGAAUCGAUUUUACUUUGCGAAGCUGCAGGUUUUGAAACCGUCCUUGUAGAAACUGUUGGUGUUGGACAGUUAGAGUUUGCUGCUGCAGAUAUGGUUGAUAUGUUUGUCCUGAUUAUUCCCCCUGCUGGAGGUGAUGAAUUACAAGGUAUAAAACGAGGGAUUGUUGAAGUUGCUGAUCUAGUUCUAGUUAAUAAAGCAGAUGGUGAACUGUUACAUCCAGCUUGUCGUAUCGCUCCAGAAUAUUCUAAUGCUCUGAAAUAUAUACGUUGUCGAAGACCUAAUUGGAUACCGAAAGUUCAACUUGUAUCCAGUCUAACAGGUGAUGGUCUAAUAGAAUUUUGGUCUACAGCUUUUAAUUUUCAUCAGACACAAAUUAAAUCGGGUGAAUUACAGAGAAUAAGAAAAGAACAAUUAAAAAUUUGGAUGUGGACAUUUGUCAAAGAAGAGAUUUGGCGUAGAUUCAAGAAUAGUCCAUUGAUUCAAGAGAAACAAAAAGAAAUCGAAAAAUUAUUGUUCAACAGAGAAAUUGCUCCUGGUUUAGCCGCUGAAUUGUUACUCGAUAUGAAAAAUAAAGAACCAUAAUGCGCAUAUACAUAUAUUUAUUUAUUUAUUACAUAACACUAAUUUUAUUCUUAUACUUAUAAAAAUUUGGAUCUUAUUAAUCGAUCUCAAAAAC
Molecule: messenger RNA, 1279 nt
Organism: Schistosoma turkestanicum
Lineage: Eukaryota; Metazoa; Platyhelminthes; Trematoda; Strigeidida; Schistosomatidae
Source: the annotation of a GenBank genome assembly